AUGAAAAGCCCUGGGUGCACUUCAAGGCAUAUCAGAUGUCUCCUCGUUUUCAGCCUUUGCCUGGGACUCAUCUUCCUGUCAGGCUUCUUCCAUAUGAAGACUAAGGAUUCCAUAUUCUCCAAGAGCCACAAGGAGCUGCUGGUGACAUCUGAGCCUUGCCAUGCCCAGACCAACGUCAUGUUCCUCAAGACCCACAAGACAGCCAGCAGCACUGUCCUCAACAUCAUGUUCAGGUUUGCAGAGAGGUACAACCUCACCGUGGCCCUCCCAGCUGACCAGCUCCUCCACCUGGGCUACCCCAAGACCUUCCUGGCCAACUUUGUGGAGGAAUUUGAAGCCAUAGGACAAAACUACAACAUAAUGUGCAACCACCUGCGGUUCAACCCCUCAGAGGUGCAGAAGGUGAUGGCCGCCAACACCUUCUACUUCUCCAUCCUGAGGAACCCCAUUCCUCUGCUGGAGUCUUCCUACGUGUACUACAAGAACAAUGUCCCUGCCUUCAGGACCUCCAAGGAUGUGAAUGACUACCUGGCCUCACCCACCAAGUAUUACCACCCAGAAGAUUCCAGGCAGAACAUCUACGCCCGGAACAUCAUGUGGUUUGAUUUUGGCUACGACAACAACGCAGAGGACAACGAGAAGUACAUCCAGGCUGUCCUGAAGGAGAUUGAAGAGAACUUCCACCUGAUCUUGAUAGCAGACUACUUUGAUGAGUCCAUGGUCCUCUUGAAGCACACUUUGUGCUGGGAUCUGGACGAUGUGAUCUACUUCAAGCUCAAUUCCAGAAGCCAGGACACUGUCCAGACCUUGACUCCAGAAAGCAAGGAGCAGAUAAAAGUGUGGUGCUCACUCGACUGGAAGCUCUACCUGCACUUCAACCAGAGCUUCUGGAGGAGAAUUGAGGACACCAUAGGGCACGAGGAGCUGGAGAAGGAGGUGAAGCACCUGCGAACCAGGCAGAGGGAGCUGAUGGAGACCUGUCUUCUGGGCCAGGAGGCAGUGGGGAGGGAUCACAUCGAGAACAAAGCUCUCCUGCCUUUCCAGUCAGGGGCUGCAAACAUCCUGGGGUACAACCUCAGACAAGACAUAGACAACAGGACUCUCAGAACCUGCCAGAGGAUGGUCCUGCCAGAGCUCCAGUACAUGUCCUACCUUUACUCUGUUCAGCACCCACACAAGAAGAGGAAGCAGCUGGACUUGCCCUUGCUGUGGACCAGUUCCCAGGAGAAGCUGCAGCUCCCAACUCCCAACUACGGGAGAGACUUCCCACCCCACUGA
Chaetura pelagica (chimney swift) is the source of this 1278-nucleotide messenger RNA. It is a transcript of the gene GAL3ST2, whose product is annotated as galactose-3-O-sulfotransferase 2. The transcript has 4 exons. Bases 1 to 1278 code for a protein of 425 amino acids. Gene Ontology annotation, biological process: glycoprotein biosynthetic process; glycolipid biosynthetic process. The record is from RefSeq and is a predicted model, not a curated record. Lineage: Eukaryota; Metazoa; Chordata; Aves; Apodiformes; Apodidae. Gene Ontology annotation, molecular function: galactosylceramide sulfotransferase activity. Gene Ontology annotation, cellular component: membrane.